This is a messenger RNA of Prunus armeniaca (apricot), 906 nucleotides long. NCBI's taxonomy places the organism in Eukaryota, Viridiplantae, Streptophyta, Magnoliopsida, Rosales, Rosaceae. The record is from the annotation of a GenBank genome assembly.
AUGGCAAUCCCAGUUUUUGAUUUCUCAAAGCUUGAUGGUGAAGAAAGGGCCCAAACAUUGGCUCAACUUGCCAAUGGAUGCGAGGAAUGGGGCUUCUUCCAGCUGGUGAACCAUGGAAUUUCAGAUGAGCUUCUGGAGAGGGUGAAGAAGGUGAGCUCUGAGUGCUUUAAGCUGGAAAGAGAGGAGGAAUUCAAGAAGUCUGCACUUGUGAAGUCAUUAAAUGGCCAAAAGUUGGAGAAUGUGGACUGGGAGGACGUCUUCACCCUCCUGGAUGAUAAUGAAUGGCCCUCGAAAACCCCCGGAUUCAAGGAAACCAUGACAGAAUACAGGACAGAACUGAAGAAACUAGCUGAGAGGAUCAUGGAAGUGAUGGAUGAGAACUUGGGCUUACCAAGGGGAUACAUCAAGAAAGCAUUCAAUGGUGGAGAAGAAGACAAUGCCUUCUUCGGCACCAAGGUGAGCCACUACCCACCAUGCCCUCAGCCAGAGUUAGUGACUGGUCUCCGAGCUCACACCGAUGCCGGGGGUGUCAUCUUACUCUUCCAAGAUGACCAGGUGGGAGGCCUUCAAAUCCUCAAAGAUGGGCAAUGGAUUGAUGUGCAGCCACUGCACAACUCCAUUGUCAUUAACACAGGGGACCAGAUUGAGGUCCUGAGCAAUGGCCUCUACAAGAGUGUUUGGCACCGGGUUUUAGCCACCCCAACUGGAAACAGAAGAUCAAUUGCUUCAUUCUAUAACCCAUCACUCAAGGCCACCAUAGCUCCUGCACCACAACUGGUGGAGAAAGCAAACCAAGAAGUGGAUCAAGCAUAUCCCAAGUUUGUGUUUGGUGACUACCUCUCUGUUUAUGCUGAGCAGAAGUUCCUCCCCAAGGAACCAAGGUUCCAAUCUGUGAGGGCCGUGUGA